Ahaetulla prasina is the source of this 2928-nucleotide messenger RNA. It is a transcript of the gene PERP, whose product is annotated as p53 apoptosis effector related to PMP22. The record is from RefSeq and is a predicted model, not a curated record. Gene Ontology annotation, biological process: cell-cell adhesion. Gene Ontology annotation, cellular component: cell-cell junction. NCBI's taxonomy places the organism in Eukaryota, Metazoa, Chordata, Lepidosauria, Squamata, Colubridae. The transcript is spliced from 3 exons. The coding region runs from base 123 to 692 and encodes 189 amino acids.
CUUUUCCGCCGCCUUCUCCCAGGCGCAAAGCCCAGCCCGAGGAUAUUGGCCUUAAAAGGGGAACCCCAAGCCACGCUUCCUGCUUUCUCUCCAAUUCCUCGCCUGAAAUCUGUCCGGCCAAAAUGUUCAGGUGCGGCCUGGCUUGCUGGAGGUGCAGAUGGCUCCUGCCCCUUCUCUUGGGGAUAGCCAUCAUCUUUGGCAUCAUUGCCCUGGCUGGCAAGGGAUGGUUGGAGUCGGCCGAAGCCCCCUACGUGCGUAAAGCCUGGUUGUGGUGGGACUGUCGCAAAAACAACCCCGACGAUGCGAGGUGGAUCUGCAAUUCUCUCAUGGACUACAGUUGGGGCAGAGCUGCUGCUGCUACAUAUCUUGUCGGUUUUGUCAUCCUCUGUAUCUGUUUCUGCUUAGCAGUCAUAGCAUUUUCCAUUGAUAUAUUGCGGUUUAACUUUGUUCGAGGAAUUGGCGGCUUGCUCUUCGUUGUUGCUGCUUUCCAGAUCUUAGGCUUGGUCAUCUACCCAGUGAAAUACACCGAAGAAAUUAUAUUGACGGGAAGCAACAUGUUCAGCUGGGCUUAUGGUUUUGGUUGGGCAAGUACAGUGAUUGUGAUAGGUUGUGCCUUCUUUUUCUGCUGUCUUCCCAAUUGGGAAGAUGAAGUCCUGGGUAACAUAAAACCCUAUAGGCAUGAUGGCAUCUAACCAGUUUGAUGUGGACUUUAUAGAAGAUACUUUUAGGAAAUAAAGCGAUAUUGUUUCUGACAUAGGGGUUAUUUGUUCGAUUGUUUGAAUAACAGUUUAUUUUUUAAGACAUUCCCGUUUUCAGACUUAUUUUAUUAAAAAAAGAGAGAUUGCAUUCUGAAUUUUGUUUAAUAAUAAUUCCUUUCGAGAAUUAAUUGAUUUUGGUAAAGGACAGAAGCUUUGGUGAGGUGAUUGAUUCUAAGAUAAUAUUUUACUAAAUAAAUAUAUAAGGGCUUUUUUUAAACUCAAAAACUCAAACAAUUUUAAGUUUUUGUUUUUAGCCUGUGGUUCAAAAUCCUUAUCCAGAUAUGUAUUAAUAAAAGAAUGUUUGAAAAUGUAGUUAUUUAUACAUUCACUAUGAAAUCUUCUAAGCAUUAGAUUCUGUUAAUAUUAUUUUCCUGGCAUUUCUGUUAUAGUAAUGCUUCAUAGCUUACUUGAUACUAAAUGAAUUAACACUAUAGUAUUCUGUGUGUGCAGGUUUCCCAUGUUAAAGAAUUUAUGUGACAGCUUCCCCCCAUUAUUGGAUGCUUCUAGACAAGGUUAGGUCUGCUCCAUUCAGAUAAUUAGUGUAGAGUAGUAGUGGUUUUUUUUCUGAUUCUCCACUCUCAUUAAAGAAAUCUGUUGAGAGGAUGCAUAAAUGCCAUUGGUAGUAAUGCCCACAAUCUUCUAUCUGAAUUUACCUGCAUAUUUCUUAACAUUUAUAUAUUGAAUAUGUCUCAUAGAUUGAAAUUAGGGAGAAGGUAAAACUUCAGAAUUAUACUUUUCAAUUUCCUUUCUCCUCAAUAUCUGACAAGUUUAUGCUCAGUAUAUAGAUUUAAAGCAAAAAAAACAACAACCCUCCAAAACCAAAUAACUAUUAGAUGGCAAACUUACUAGGCAAAAAAACAAAGCUCGUUUAUUGGAUAGUUACAGUUAGAUAGUGCUUCUCUGCUGCCGAUCUUCUCAUCCCAUAUGCGUAUUUUGGAUUCAAAUGGCAUUGAAUCAAAGGAUGGAUAAAGAUAGCUCCAUGUAUGGUUGAUUUUUCAAGGUAGUUAAACUUUUGGAUAAGGUUCUGCAGGAUUAGUUACUUGGUAGUGGAAUAAUAAUGUAGACUUGCCUUUCCAAAUUCAAGCAUAUAUACAGCGUAGCUCACAGAUAGGCAGUGCGAUGUGUAUGGGUGCAGAGAACCUUACGACAACUCCAGUGGGGAGUUAGGUUUCUGCAGCAUUGGACUUUAUUUCUUUAACUAAAAUAUAUGGAAUGCUUACAUGCUGCAAAACAAAAUGCCAGUCCGUUACAUAUUUAUUUACAAGAAUAAAUGGAUCACACGUGGAGUCCCCAGAGUAUUCCAAAAUAAAAGUGGUACUUGGGUGUACAUUUAGCAAGAGAAAGACAAUGAAAAAUUGCAUUGCGGUACAAAGCAUUGGUGAAAUGGGUUAGGGCAGGGGUCUGCAAACUUGGCUCUUUUAAGACUUGUGGACUUCAACUCCCAGAGUUCCUCAGCCAGCUUUGCUUAAAAGAGCCAAGUUUGCAGACCCCUGGGUUAGGGAGUUAGGGGAAGUAAUCAUGUCACAUUGCCUUUUUAAAAGAAUUUCUGCGAGUUGCUGCCUAGUUUCAAUGCACACGGUGGUAGCCAUUGUGUAAACAGAUAUGCCUUUGGCUGUCAGAAUGUCCAGAUUCCUACAGUACAUAUUCAGAAUUCCAACACUAUGGAUAUUUAGUCAGCAACAGGACACAGGCUUCAGUCAUUCUUCAUCUUAAAUAAACAUAAAGAAGAUUGCAGAGAAUUUAAUAUAAUUAAUCUCAGUAGGAAAAUUAAAUAAUCACCAAAAAUAUUGGAUAGAAUCUGUGAUUGGAAUACAUGAAAAUCUUUUAAUUUACAUUAAGAUAUUUUAAUAUCAUUAAAUCCAUUGUUAACCUGACAGACUCUGAAUGUAUGUUACCAAAAAAAAAGAUUAUAUACCAUAUAUUUUGUAUCCUUUGGUAGAAGCUUAUUUUGUAUUUGCGGAAAUAUUGUAUAUUCUAAUGUAUAAUUUCAGAUAUGACUGUUUUUGUAUAUGUACAACUAUUCACAAAGGUUAUCUGCCCACUACUGCAUGAAUUAAAUAAUAAAAGUUGCUUCAGGUAUAGAAGAAAUUCUCAUAUGAAUCCACAUUGUUUAAAGUUGAAUUGUGUUUUAUACUGUAUUGGAUUGUGAUAAAACAUUGGUCUUAUGAAA